Pocillopora damicornis (cauliflower coral) is the source of this 2826-nucleotide messenger RNA. RefSeq names its product microtubule-associated protein 1 light chain 3 gamma. NCBI's taxonomy places the organism in Eukaryota, Metazoa, Cnidaria, Anthozoa, Scleractinia, Pocilloporidae. Gene Ontology annotation, biological process: autophagy. The record is from RefSeq and is a predicted model, not a curated record.
CGAACCAGGACAGCGAUAGUCCUGUUGCGAAACGAGUACCUUGAUCGUUGAAAUUUCGUCAUUACUGUAAAAGUCAUCUUCCGUUAGGUCUGAUCAGGAACGCGGAGUUUCACAAAGGCUUUUAUUUUCGCUGUAAAAUGAGCGACAGCGACGUAAAAUCCACAAGGCCAUUCAAACAGCGGAAAAGUUUUGUCAGUCGGAGAGAUGAAGUUGCCGGAAUCCGAGCCAAGUUCCCGUCAAAAAUUCCUGUUAUAGUCGAGAGAUAUCACAAAGAAAAGGAUUUGCCGCUACUCGAUAAGACAAAAUUUCUCGUUCCUCAAGAGCUAACUAUGAGCCAAUUCGUGACAAUCAUUAGGAAUCGCAUGUCAUUAUCAUCAACACAAGCUUUCUACCUCAUUGUAAACAACAAAAGUUUAGCAAGCAUGUCUAUGACAAUGGCAGAAGUUUACAAGGAAGAGAAGGAUGAAGAUGGAUUCCUGUACAUGGUUUACGCUUCUCAAGAAAUGUUUGGCUCAUGACAAGCAUAAAGUGAGAAAAGGAUACUAAUACAGACAUAAUGUCACUGGAGAACAUUUCCUUUUUAGAAAAAACAGUUCAGAAAUAGGAGAGGAUUGAACAUUUAAGUCCAGAAUCAUCGCCUUAGAUAAACGUAAAAUUGUGAAGAGUCUCAUGUAUUGUGUAUGUAUCCUUCAACAUCAGAAAGUUUUAUCAGUAUUCUAAAGGGUUCAAUUUGUUAGUUAGCACCAUAUCUUGUGAUAAUCUGUAGAUAAAACAGAGGUUUUUUGUUAACUGUUGUGAUAAAUAGUGAUUAAUCUUCUUUGGUUGUCCUCCAGCAGGUGUGUAGUGAUUAGAUAGUAGAUAUGUAACUUUGAAUCUCUCAGCAAUUUUCAUGAUAUUUUGCUAAAUUUGAUAAAAAAAAAAAAUUGGAAAGAAAUCAAUUGGAUGAUGUUUUAUCAACAAACAUUCCAUGCAGAUGUGAAGAUAAUUCCCAUGGCAAUGUCAUGAUAUAUUAGGUGGUGCUAAUUUUCUACUAGAUUUGAUCUUGGUCAUUUUGUCAGUGUUGGUAGUGUGGAAAAGAGCAAAUAUGUUCCAAUGUGUCAUGCUGGGGAGAUGAUCUAUUUUUAUCUCCUUCACUUAUGUGAAAGUUCUAAGGGGAAUUUCAUACAGUAUCUAUACAAUUUCAAUUAUUGAGAUGAUACAGAACUAAAUUUUUUUCUGAUCAUAAACAGAUUUCAAAAUCUGCCAAAAUGAGAACUUGCCCAUUUUUCCUUCCCCACAAUGUCCUAAGUCAACACUUGCGUCCUCGGCAGUUUUACCAAUGUGUUUAUUUCUUGCCUCAAGUCAGGUUAACAAAGUAAAGGUGAAGUCAAGAGACAUUAACUUUUCCUUCAUUCAUGGUAUUAAGAAAGGAUAUAUCAUUAAAUGUCAUUACCUAGAUAUGCUAGGAGUUAUUUAAAUUUAUUUCUAAUUUAAAUGUGUAGCAUAUAAGAAGGUUAUAAAGAUUAUGCGAAUGAAAUCUAACUUAAGCUCUUAUUAAGUAGUAGUAACAUUCAACUGAUUACAGGGGUUUCCAAAAAAGCCAGUUGCUAAUGGUUUACCACUGUUUAUGAGACCUCUAGCUGCUGUAUGUUAUCCUGCAAGCAGACUCAUAUUUGGGUUUUGCCUUACAGCCCCCUUUCCAGUCAUUAAGCUCUCUUUUCCACCAUAAGCAGCCAUUUAUGGAAAGAAAUCAUUGAAACCCUUGUGAUUAUGAUAAUUAUUAGGCUUUUAGUUUUACAAAAUCUUAAAGAAGAAAUUUUAAAUGUAUUUAAAUUUCUGGUGUGUAUGGUUUGAGAGUUGAUAUUAUAAUGUGUGAGUUUGGUUUUCAUAUGUAGAAAUAAUUAAGUAUGUAGUUCUUGUGAUGGAUUGGGCAAGAAUACUUGUGUUUCGUGAAUUUUUCUGGCAUGUUUUGCCUGGAAUUAAUGUAACUCUCAGAUUAUUUGGGAAUAAUAUUCAAGUAGAAUUGCACCUACACACCAAUGCUGGUUUUACAGUGUAACUUAAGAAAAUGCUUUCUUUUUCUUACAAACAUCUCAUCACCUUGAUUUAAAAGGGAAGUUUGUGAGGUAUUAACCAGAAAUAUAUAAUAUACAUUACACUUACCAAGAAAAAAUUAACAUAUGAUUUAUCAUCCCCAAUUUUGUUGUUUCAUGUGUGCAUGCAGAAGCUAAACUUUUAAUUGAAUGUAUCUUGCAUGUUAGACUUCUCAGCUUUUGAAUUUCUGACUUCACUCAAGUAAUGGGCAAAUUGUUGAUCAUUAACACAUUAUGACAAUAGGCCAAUUUGCAGUUGUGUACUUAGUCACCAAGCCUUUGAUUUGGAGUAAGGCUGAAGUUGACCAUAUUGUGAUAGAGACCAAUAUCUAGUUCACAUGAUAACAAAGUAUUUUUUAUCAAACCUGCUGCAUUUGAAAGGCAGCAAGGUUUGUAUCAUAACAGGGUCAACUUAGCCUCACUCCUGUUCAAAGGCUUGGCAACCAAGCACUCAGUUGUUAAAUGGACUACUGGGAGAUAGACUCACUGUUGGCUGGAAAAAAACGUCUUUUGUUUUUGUGUUUGUUUCUUCACUUGCUUGUUUUUGAACUCCAAGCACAUAGUGAGGUAAUUUGGGUUGCUGAUGGAAUUUUCCCUAAUAAAGUUUAUCUAUCAGAGUCUAAGUGGAGAAAGUUAAUGUAUUGUGAGUAAGAAAGUACUCUUGUUUUUAUAUGGUAUAGCACCAUUGUAUUAAAACCAUUCCAAAUCUUUAUCUUACUGUUAAGUUUUUGAUUUGAAAUGUCCUUUCAUUCUG